Molecule: messenger RNA, 1302 nt
Organism: Trichosporon asahii var. asahii CBS 2479
Lineage: Eukaryota; Fungi; Basidiomycota; Tremellomycetes; Trichosporonales; Trichosporonaceae
Product: protein phosphatase type 2C
Exons: 5
Coding region: 1-1302 (433 amino acids)
Biological process (GO): protein dephosphorylation
Molecular function (GO): cation binding; protein serine/threonine phosphatase activity
Source: RefSeq, a predicted model, not a curated record
AUGGAAGACUCGCACUCGGUUCAUCUUUAUCUCCCUCCUGGUGGAGGCACCAACGAGCCCUCUGAGGACAUUCCUGAGCAGCCGGCGGGCUCAACAGUCUCCAAUGAAGGAGGAGAGGACAAGGGAGUGGCUAUGGCUGCCGUAUUUGACGGCCACGGUGGCUCCACGGUCGCCAAGUUCUCUGGCACUACUCUUCACACACGCCUCGCCUCGCUUGACAGCUACAAGUCUGGGGACUAUGAGACCGCCUUGAAGCAGGCUUUCCUGAAGACCGAUGAGGACCUCCGUGCCGACCCCACUUUCUUCAAUGAUCCUUCUGGCUGCACGGCGGUGCUCAGUCUCAUCACCCCCGAUGGACGCAUCAUUGUCGGUGAGGCGAAGGCCAUGUCCAAUGAUCACAAGCCCACCAACAAGGAGGAGACCGCCCGCAUCACUGCUGCUGGCGGUUUUGUGGAGUUUGGCAAUCUGGCUCUGUCUCGUGCAAUCGGCGAUUUCGAGUUCAAGCAGAACUACACUCUGCAACCGGAGCAGCAGAUUGUGACUGCCGAUCCCGAGAUCAUCACCCAUAAGGCAGAUGGGGAGGAAGAGUUCCUGGUUCUUGCUUGUGACGGCAUCUGGGAUUGUCUGUCGUCUCAGCAAGUUAUCGACUUCGUCCGCCGUGCUGUUGCCAAUGGCGAUGAUAUGGGCAAGAUUUGCGAGGAUCUGAUGGUCAAGUGUCUUGCGACGGAUUCGGAAACCGGCGGAAUCGGCUGCGACAACAUGACCGUUGUCAUCAUUGCUCUUCUCAACGGCCGUACUACUGAGGAGUGGCAGGCGUGGAUCAAGGAGCGAGUAGACAACAAAGUUGGUCGCGAUACGCCUGAGUCUAUUCCCGAUGUCUUUGGUCAAUCUCAGUCCCCCGUUGGUGGUGGCUUUGGUGGUGGUGGCGGUGGUUUCCGUAUCGCUGGCGCUGGCGGUCUAGCCAACAUCGUCAACAUUCUCGGUGCCUCCGGUAUUCGAUUCCAGACUGCUGAUGACGAUGAGGAUGGCGAGCUUCACAUCGUCGACCCCUCUUCCGCAGAAGGUCUUAUCCUGAGCGAGGACGAGCAUGGUGCGAAGUUGGACCUGGUUGAUGACGAUGGUGACUCUCACAUGGACUCUGGAGAGGACUCGGACGCUACAGCUGCCGCCACUGAACCGGCUGCGAGUGCGAGUGCUAGCGCUACUUCCGGUUCUGCAACUGGCACCGCUCAGGCGCCGACCACUGAGACAACCCCCUCCUCCUCUGCUUCCGCUUCUAAGGCAAGCGGAGCGAAGGAUUGA